This is a messenger RNA of Botrytis fragariae, 519 nucleotides long. RefSeq lists its product as uncharacterized. Bases 1 to 519 code for a protein of 172 amino acids. The transcript has a single exon. Lineage: Eukaryota; Fungi; Ascomycota; Leotiomycetes; Helotiales; Sclerotiniaceae. The record is from RefSeq and is a predicted model, not a curated record.
AUGAUACUGGAACCUAUUCACGAUACUCCAGCACGAGGCCCACAUCCAGAAUGGCUUGUAUCCCUAUUGCCCCCCGCACCACAAGUUGCUCCCAAUCAUGCAACGCUUGUAGCACAAGAACUUGUACAGUUAGAGGCUGAUGUCGAGGAUGCGCUUUUGAGAGCCGUGGAGACUGACCAAAGUCUCACUAAUCUCGAGGAUGAGCUACAGGUUCCAAGAGAAGACUUUUCUGGCGUAGAAAACUUAAGUAAUGAAUACAUUCACAACGCAAGUGAAUUUGUUAUGAUUAGUCUCACGGGCUUGUCUGCAGUAAACUAUGAAAGGUAUCAAAGUCAGGUUCGGCGCCAUCAAAUGAGUCUCACACAGUUUGCCACGUCUUCUCAAAGACUUGGUGAAGGGAGACGAGAGGUAGAAAGAUUCAAUGACCACGUUCAAAGAAGAUAUAGUACUGCCACACUCGCACUUGUAAGAGCUGAAGUUAAUUUUUCAAUCGGGAUUGUAGACCAGUCAUUGGAAUAG